GUCUCUCUCCCUUCCAUGCUCUAGCUCUCCUGAAUGUGCCUAUGGAUCAAGGUUCAGGGACAGGAAGGGCCCCCACCAGGGAGGUUGCCAAAGACAAUCCAGGAAGGAGCACAGAGGGAAGUUUGAUCCUAGGCCUCUCCAGCUCUGAAUGCUAGCUGGAACCCCAGGACAGAAUCUGGCAUCUUCUCUCAACAUGACCCUCACCCUGUUCCUCACUGAGCCAGCACUUCUGUUUGAAUUAGUAAAUAUUUGCCAGUGCCUCACACUCCCCACCAUCCCAACCCCCACAUGCUCCUGACACUAAGACCCAGAGGAGAGUCCUGCCCUUACUUAUAGUAGGGGCUGUCCCAGAGAGAUGGACACCCUGACAGACCCCUGCCCUGAGGCAAGAACAGGCUUCCAGUGGCUCUGGUUCUGUGCCUUGUGUUUUCACACAUGCAACCUCACUUCAACCCUGUGAGGUGGUUCCUAUUAUCAUCACUCUUUUACGGAUAACGACACUAGACCCAGAGCCAGCACUUGGCAGAGCCAGGAUUUGAACGCAGGAGAUCCGGCUCUGAAAUCACAUCUUCCAGGGAUUUGGAGUAGGAUAGGAGUUGUGAAUAAGAAUCUCUCCUGCUCCUCUUCCUCCAUUCCUCCCUCUACCUGCAGACCUCAGCUCCUCCUGCCCAGGAACCCAAGCGCCUUGAGGGCAGUGCUCUGCUUCUGCCCUGUCACGUGAGGAGCCUCAAGAGAGUGGGCCUACAUGAAAAAGCCACCCCCAAAAUACACCCUGGGUAUACUGGGUUCACUGAGUCAGGAGAACUGGUAUUUGAACCCAGAACUGCAGAGCUCCACGGCCCAGGCUCUUUCCCUUCUUUGGGAUUGUCACAUCACCCACACUCCUGCAGGGCACUCUCUGAGCCCUCCUCCCCCAGCCGAGGCACUAAGCACUGCGUGUUAGGGCUGGCCACCAGCCAGAUGGGGCUGUCCACCGAGGUUUUUGUAAUACAGCCCUUUAGAGAUUGGCUGUGCCAAAGGACGGAGGCUUUAUUAUAACUUGCACCACUUCUGCCUAUAGUCAGUUGUGAGGAGCAUGGGGACAGUGGUAAGAAUUGGGCCUAGGGUCCUGGGCUGGGUGGCCUGUCUGCUCCUGGCAUUCCCUGCUACAGCCACUGGGCCUGAGGUCACUCAGCCUGAAGUGGACACCACCCUGGGCCGUGUGCGAGGCCAGCAAGUGGGCGUGAAGGGCACAGACCGCCUUGUGAAUGUCUUCCUGGGCAUCCCGUUUGCCAAGCCGCCUCUGGGGCCUGGCCGAUUCUCAGCCCCACGCCCAGCGCAGUCCUGGGAGGGUGUGCGGGAUGCCAGCACUGCCCCUGCAAUGUGCCUGCAGGAUCUGGAGAGAAUGGACAACAGCAGAUUUGUGUUGAACGGAAAGCACCAGCACUUCCCUAUUUCAGAGGACUGUCUGAUCCUCAACAUCUACAGCCCGGCUAAGGCCACCGUGGGGGCCAGGAGGCCGGUCAUGGUAUGGAUCCAUGGGGGCGCUCUGGUGGCCGGCGCCGCCACCUCCCAGGACGGGUCAGCCCUGGCCGCCUAUGGGGAUGUGGUAGUGGUCACGGUCCAGUACCGCCUGGGGCUCCUUGGCUUCCUCAGCACUGGAGACGAGCACGCCCCUGGCAACUGGGGCUUCCUAGAUGUGGUGGCUGCUCUGCACUGGGUGCAGGGGAACAUCUCCCCCUUUGGAGGUGACCCCAACUCUGUCACCAUCUUUGGCGGUUCUGCCGGUGCCUGCAUCGUCUCUGCCCUGGUCCUGUCCCCGCUGGCUGCAGGGCUAUUCCACAGAGCCAUAGCCCAGAGUGGAGUCAUCACCAUUCCCGGCUUACAGGCUUCGAACCCAAGGCUCCUGGCUCAAAGCUUCGCGGACUCCAUGGCCUGCAGCUCUACCUCCUCAGCUGAGAUGUUGGAGUGCCUUCGGGAGAAGGCAAACAAGGAGCAGAUCCUUAACAUGAAGUUGAACACUACAGCUACCUACACCAUUGAUGGCACCUUCUUUCCCAAGAGCCCCAGGGAGCUCUUGAGGGAGAGGCAGUUCCAUUCUGUGCCCUUCCUCCUGGGUGUCAACAAUCACGAGUUUGGCUGGCUCAUCCCCAAGGGCUGGGGUUUCCUGGAUAAGAUGAGGCAGAUGAGCGUGGAGGAUAUGCUGGCCAUAUUAAGACCCCACUUGACCAUUCUGGAUAUACCCCACGAGGUGAUGCCCACCAUCAUAGAUGAAUACCUAGGCGGCAGUUUCGACGCAGAAGCCAGACGCAAUGCCGUCCAGGAAUUCUGGGCUGACCUUAUGGUUAUCUUUCCCACCUUGAAUUUCUCAAGAAACCUCCGAGAUUCUGGAGCCCCCGUCUUUUUCUAUGAGUUCCAGCAUCGACCCAGUUCUUUUGCGAAGAUCAAACCAGACUGGGUGAGGGCUGACCAUGGGGCUGAGAUUGCCUUCAUAUUCGGAGGUCCUUUCCUCAUGGAUGAGAGCUCCCUGCUGGCCUUUCCAGAAGCUACACAGGAGGAGAAGCAGCUGAGCCUCACCAUGAUGGCCCAGUGGACCCAAUUUGCCCGGACAGGGGACCCCAAUGGUGAGGGGUUGCCUCCUUGGCCUGCAUUCAAGCAGUUGGAGCAAUACCUGGAAAUCAGCCCGACACCACGAGUUGGCCAGAAGCUAAGAGAAGCCCAAAUGCAGUUCUGGGCAGAGAUACUUUCUGCCAACUUCCGGCAGUGGCAGCAGAAGCAGAAGGGCAGGAAGGCCCAGGAGGAGCUCUGAGGCAGGGCAUGGGCCUUCUUGGCUGGAGGCCAACCCUAGGGGUGGCAGAGUCCCAGCAAAACAGCUUCUUUCUCCCCCUGCUAAGAAACUUUAACUCAAACCAAGCUGAUGUAUGGACAUGUCCCUUAAGGAAUCAGCCCCUCCAUGACUGACAUUGUGCUGUUGAAAUGUCACCUGCUUCCCAGUUUAAGGGCCUCUGUACAAACUCCUCCCUCUUCUUUCCCCCUUGCUUCCUAGCAAGUUCCAGCUCUUUCCUUAAGCUCCCUCCUCCAUGAAGCUUUCCCUGCCUUCUCUAGGCCCGAGUGUAUGUCCGUUACAGCAUAGCCCACUCCAGGCUAGCACUGUCUGUAUCUGUGUCUCUUUCCCUUCUCUGAGAGUAGAAAUCAACCUGACCCCACUCUGCAUCUUCCCCACAAGGAUCAGGAGGACUUGGAGUCAGGAAUGUUUGAUGAGCGAGUAAAAGACUGAGAGAGUGUGUGAAUGGUGGCUGCUGGAUGUGAACCCAGGCUCUUCAGCCACCAAAGCUAUGCUCAGGCCUACACAGAUGUGCCCCUUGGCCAGAAGGGUGAAUGGACUCCAAAGGCAGUCCUGGGGUAGGAGGAAGUCCUGAGACCUCAAAGAAUUCUCUAGAAUGGAUCUCAGCCCCCAAAGGCCUCUAACUCAGGCUAAAGGAGAUCCUUUUCUCUGUGCUGCCCAGACUUGUUCCCCUGCUCCCCUGCACAAGACACAGCAGAAUCCAGCAGGGCCAGAGCCCUGACUCUUAGCUUAUGAGAUGUCAGCUUCCCAGUCCUAGUGCUUCAAUGCUUUAUGGCCUGCUAGGCUCCUCCCUGCCCUCCCAGCUUGGGGAGACCAACUUCUGGGGGAACUGAGCACAGCUCCACAGCACCUACUAGGACACAGGAGAGGAGACUGGGGGAGGGUGUCUGGACUAGUGCAUCAGUCAGACUAUUGUCACAGAGAAAAGAAGAGGCCUACCCACUCAGGCCACAACAAAUGAAGAGGAGCCAGAGGCUUUUGAGGCAAACAUUUCUUCUUUUUGAGAAUCAAUGCACCACUCCCUUGGCGCAUCUGGAUUUUAAUACAUGCCACAAGGACUUUCUUUCCCUGCCCCCACUAUCUCAUCCUACAGGUCUAAUCCCACAUAUACCCUUCUUCCAUCAGACUCAGUUCCUGGCUGCUGAGGGUUACAUGAAAGCACUUGCAAUCGGGACCAGUGCUGUUCAGGGAAGUCCUUUUUGGGCAAGGAGGAGACACAUAAAGCCAGAGGGACACUAAGUCAUACCACUACCCUGCUCAAGAGCUCCUUGUGAUUCUCUGUCACCCUUAGGGCAAGUCCAAGUUCUUCACAUGGCAUUGAAAGCCUUCUGUUCUCAUCCCCCUUCUCCACCAGGGAAGUAUGUCCCCACAAGCCAGUAGAGAGCCUGGCAAGUACAUAAGCCCCAAUCACGGUGUGCCACUAGGGACACAGAGGGCUGUAGGAGCACAGAGGCAUAGUCCAGCCCUGACAUGUGCCUUCUCUAAAUAAAUAAAUAAAUAAAUAAAUAAAUAAAUAAAU
This is a messenger RNA of Lynx canadensis (Canada lynx), 4343 nucleotides long. RefSeq names its product carboxylesterase 3 (gene CES3). NCBI's taxonomy places the organism in Eukaryota, Metazoa, Chordata, Mammalia, Carnivora, Felidae. The record is from RefSeq and is a predicted model, not a curated record. The coding region runs from base 1076 to 2788 and encodes 570 amino acids. The transcript has 13 exons.